GCACCUGGGGCGGAGGCUUCCAUCGCGCGGGUGCUGUUCAGUCUCCGGUCUUGACGUGGAGGCCAGUGAGCGCAGGAAAAAAUCCUCCAAAAAGAAAAAGAAAAAAGCCUCCAAACUGAUUUGUGUAGUCUCCAGGUGAAAUUUGUUGUGCCAGGUGUUUUGCGUAUGGUUUAUGCUUCACAGGAAGUACUGACAACAGGCGUUCUUUUCUUACCUGUGCGAACUGAAGCUCAGAGGAACUUCGCGUGUGGUCACUGCGCUCAAAGUUCUCAUUUUAAUCCAAGAGAAAGCAGUGAAAGGAGUACCUACGGAUCUAUGGAGGAGGAGACAGGGUGGUUUAAGGAAGGAACACUGAACCGAGGGUUUCUGUUUACCCUGAAACCGAGGAGCUGUGCCCUCCGAGAAAAUUUAGUUGAUCUUUCUAUUGCCAGUAUGGGCACAAAAUCGGAAUUAUUAUAAUAUGGACUGUUUACAAGUUCGUCAUUUCACUGCUCCACUUUCCUUCCGCUGAAAUUGCCCGUGGAAACGGGGGUUAGUCGGAUAGGUUACCCCCUUGUCUCUGAAACUGCAGGAAGAGGAAGGGACCUGCUCAUCCCCAGUACGUCUACCUGACCGGUGUGGAUAAGUUCUUUCUGUAGUAAGAGUUAAGGCUGUACAAGGCAAAAGAAAUGGAAAAAAUAGUCCCCAUAUCCAUAUGGAAUUGCAAGAGGCCCUGAAUAGCCAAAACAAAUCUGAAAAAGAACAAGUCUGCCUCAGAUUGGCCAGAAUUCGAUGCUUUGUCCUUACCCACAGAGAUGCUCAUUCCUUCAGUCUGAAGUUGGGCAGGGACACUGAUAUUAAUAGGCUCCGGGAGGUCUAGCCCAACAAGCUGCAGUCCAGCUGUGGAGGUGCAUCUUCAAGUGCACUGGCGCCCAGCCUCAGCCUCUUUUCCAGGACUUGACCUCACGUGAUUCCCCUGUCCUGCAGAUUCCCGUUGGAAUAUCCCAUUACCUCCACUGUUUCCUGCGGCCCACUAAGGAGAAGGGAAAGAGAACUAAUGGUUAUGUGCCUCUUCAAUGUUUUUUUGUUUUGCUUUAAAGAUUUUAUUUAUUUAUUCAUGAGAGAGACAGAGAGAGAGGCAGAGACAUAGGCAGAGGGAGAAGCAGGCUCCAUGCAGAGAGCCUGAUGUGGGACUCGAUCCCGGGACUCCAGGAUCACACCCCAGGCUGAAGGCAGAUGAUGAACCGCUGAGCCACCCAGGCGUUCCCUCUUCAAUGUUUUGAAUGCUGCAGUAGCUACUUGGAUAAUGCCACUGAAGACAGCCCUCUGCAGGAGAGGAAGAGCCUGGGACUACAAAUCCAGAGGCAUGGGUUCCCUUGUGGGCUUUGUAGUCUCUAGGAGUUUGUGUCUCAGUUAAUGAAUAAGGAAAUUGGAGCAGAGAUACACCUCCAUAACUAUGAAGUGUUUUGAGAUCCCUAAAUAAGGACUCAAUUACUGGAAUUGUCAACUCUGCUGAUUUAUGUGCACAUUUCUCUUCCACUAUGAGCAGACCAAUUGUAUUGCACAUUUGUCUGGCAUUCUGUAGCCUUGUACUUCUCAACUUUGCCACACAAUGUGUGGCCUUCCCCAAAAUGGAAAGAAGGGAGAUAGCACAUGUUCAUGUAGAAACGGGGCAGCCUGAGAGGAUGAACACAGAUGAUCUAGAAAAUAAGUCUAUUACGUCAAAGUGCGCUCCCCAGUUGGUGGUCUCUGAAGAACCAGUGAUGGUGUUAGCAGGACCAUCAGCAACAUCAUUAAAUAAAGUAUUUCCUACUAACAAAGAAGCUCGUCCCAUAGGAGCUGGGCUCAUGCAGCCUAAUAGCCCUGGCAUUUACACUGCUACUGAGACAGCAGUCCCUGCAAGGUUUGGUUCCAGCCAGCCAGAGAGGGUGUCUCCUGAAAGCCGACUUUCCAAGGCCAUGCUAACCAGUCCCAUUACUGCAACUGCUCGUCUGCAUAUCGAUAAGAAGGAGGGACACUUCAGUAGUACCAUCAUUCAGCGCAUUGGAGAGGGGACCACAGAAGCAACACAGGGUUUUCUGAAGUAUGUGGAUGAUCAGUUGUUUGCAACUGAAAGUCAGGACGGAGUUAGUCUGGGAUAUUUACCUUCAUCUGCUGUGGAUACUAAAGAAAUGCUAACUGCUAAUCCAAGGACUGAGAAAUCUGAAGCAGGCACAGAACAUGGGGCAGCUUUUUUUCUUGGUGCUGAGCCCAUAGCAGGCACGGAGCCUGGGAGCCCCACGCCUGAUAGGGAGAAACCUUUGCAGAUGACAGCUGAUCAUACCCAGACUACUGCCACCAAGUACUGGCUCACAACCUCCGAGUACACCCUGAGUGUGGAGCCAGGAACUGACAGGCUGCUGGGAGCCACGGGAGUCACAGUGAGUGUCAGCACAGCUGUUCCAGCUGCCUCUGACCUAAGUGAUGAGUGGGAUGAUACCAAAUUAGAGAGUGUAAGCCAGAUAAAGACCCCCACACUUGGAGACAACAUAGAGACUCAGGUGGGAAUGGAAAUGUCUCAGACAGCCCAAGAGAUCGAUAAUGACCCUAUGGAAGGUAUGGAAGAGGGCAAACCUGUGACAGAGGCUGCAGAUGUGGCUCUGGGGCUGUCAGAAGGGGAAGCACACUUGGGGACAGCCCUGUUAAUGGCGCAUGGGGAGGAGCGAUCAUCUGCCGUCACCGAUCAGAAUUCCUUUAUUCCCACAAGUCCUAUGGAAGAUAGGAAAGUCUCUGUUGUGAGCCUCUUCCAAGAUACUGCAGACUUCAUGGAGUCUACUAAGGAAAAUGAUCCCAUGUUUUUCUUAGAGACCACUGUUCCCAUCUCAGAAUAUGAAUCUGAGGCGCAUCAACCAUUGGGAAAUACAUUGAAAGACAUCAUCACUCAAGAGAUGACAACAGCUGUUCAAGAACCAGAAGCCACUUUAUCAUUGGCAACACAAGAGCAGCAGGUUUUUACCCUUGAGGUUGCUGGAGAAAAUGGUAACACUGAGGAAGGAAAAGAUUCCCCCUUCACCACAUCUGGUGUUCCUGCUGUUACUCAGCUGUCGAGGAGAUGGGAGCCUCUGUCCACUACAGUUUCAACUACAGCUGUGCCUCUGUCUUUCGAAGUUACUUCUGCUCUGGAAGAUCUAAUGGACACUGUCACAGGGCCAAACGAGGAAUUGUUCACACCAGUUUGGGGCUCUCCAGUGACUCCUCCUGGAAUAAUGGAGGAAGCACCCAGCCUUUUCCCAGCGCUUCCUGAUUCUGAGACGUCCUCGGAGAGAAGAACCGCUGUCCCAUCCAUUAGCCAAGUUAAUACAGCUGCCUCAUUUGGCCUGGACCAACUUGAAUCUGAAGGGGACAGAAGCACUUCUCCAGAGAAUGAAAUAGUUUUCUCAAUGGGAUAUGAGCAAGACUUGCAUUUAUUAGACAGCAGACAACCAAGAAAGGGAGAAGAAGAUGAGGAUGAAGAGGAUGAGGAGGAGGAAGAGGAAGAAGAGGAAGAUGAGGAAGAAGAUGAAGAAGAUAAAGAAGGAGAGACCCUGGAUGAGAGCUUGGAUGGUGAUGCUGAGCUGCCUGGGUUUACUCUCCCUGGCAUCACGUCUCAAGAACCUGGCUUGGAGCAGGAAAAUCUGGGCCCGUUGGAGGGAGCUACCUACCAGGUGCCAGACGCUAUCGAGUGGGAACAGCAGAAUCAGGGCCUGGUGAGAAGCUGGAUGGAAAAACUAAAAGAUAAGGCUGGCUACAUGUCUGGGAUGCUGGUUCCUGUAGGCGUCGGGAUAGCCGGAGCCUUGUUCAUCUUGGGAGCACUCUACAGCAUUAAGGUCAUGAAUCGCCGAAGGAGAAACGGCUUCAAAAGGCAUAAAAGAAAGCAGAGAGAAUUCAACAGCAUGCAAGAUCGUGUCAUGCUCUUAGCCGACAGCUCUGAAGAUGAGUUUUGAAUCAGAUGGGAAUUUCAUUGGGAUACUCAACUGUGUUAUUAUUUUAUUUCUUAUUUUGGGGCAAAAAAAGAACAGCAUCCUGCCACAUCACUGCUGUCAGGCCAUCAGGCUUAUUAUCUAUUGGGCAGUAGAUUUCUCUUAUACUGAGCAGGAAAGGCAUGAUGUAGACUUACUGUAAUAUGCAGUGUUUGUUUUUAAUUCUGUAGUGAAUGUUCUACAACCAUAGGCUACAACUCAUCAAUAUGCAGUGUAUAUGUUGUUCAUUAGAAGUUGCUAGGUAAAUAUUUUGUAUUUUUGCAAAGGGCCUUUUCCUUGAUUUACCUGCACUAAGUAUAAUGAUUAUUGCUGCCAAAGCAUGUUGACUCUGAAAUAGAAAUCUUAACAGAAUGGCUCAUGAUGACUGCAUUUGGCCUACUUGAAGUGGUAGGCUUCUGGGCCACGGUACAUCCUACAUUUGUAUCAAAACUAGCAGCAAGCUGGAAUGAAGAUUUCUUGGUGCAUUAGGAUAAUAUGUAGAUUUGUAUCUAUCUUGAAUUAUAUUCUCUAGUCUCUCAGUUUUAUUGUUUUGCAUCUUCUGUCUUAUUCUCUGCAGGAAAAAAAAUGCACCAGAAAUAAUGCAUUAAAUGGACUUCUCAGUCUUAAUGUAAACUUGCUCUCUUAAGUAGUGUAAUUGAGUCCAACAGAUGUGUCAAUAGAUGCUUAUAUGUUUAUCACUAA
This is a messenger RNA of Canis lupus familiaris (dog), 4658 nucleotides long. It is a transcript of the gene ARMH4, whose product is annotated as armadillo like helical domain containing 4. Bases 1521 to 3941 code for a protein of 806 amino acids. NCBI's taxonomy places the organism in Eukaryota, Metazoa, Chordata, Mammalia, Carnivora, Canidae. The transcript is spliced from 13 exons. The record is from RefSeq and is a predicted model, not a curated record.